UCGCGGCAAAAACGGCACCGGCCUAAUGAAGAUUUGUCCGUCUUCGGAGCUCCGUCUAUCCUUUGGAGAUUUUGUUUCGUUAGUGAAGACCCAUUGUAAUGGCCAGUAUAACUGCUGAAAUGUUAGUCCACAAACAACUGCAAGAUGUUCUUCUGACCCAAAGACAAGUGUUGCAAUCGUGGAAAGAACAACAGAUGCGGAUUGAUCAGGAUACAGUAUCCAAACUGGAAUAUGAUGAGCUUGUUGAACAACUUAAGGAGGAAAGACGGCAACACGAGGAGACAAAGGCCAGGCUAGCCAGCGAGAGUGACAAGUUGCAGUUUGCCUUGGGGGAGAUUGAAGUCUUGAGUACACAACUGGAGCGAGAGAAGGCCAACUUUGAGCAGUCGUUUGGUCAGUUGAAAGAAAAGUCGGUAAAAGACAAUGCAAAAGCAAGCCAGCUCAAAACAAGAUUUUCAGCCAUUGAAACUGAAAAACAGAAGCAAGAUGACUUGCUGAGUCUGAAAGAGUCCAAGAUAAGAGACUUGAAGCAGAGACUAGCCAAACAGAAAGACAAUCAUAGACAACAGGUGCAGGAGUUGAAUGUGCAGUUACAGCAAGAGGCUUACAUCGUACGCACUUUGUCUGCCAAGGGCAGUUACCGCAGAGGCUAUAGUCAAUCAGGAAAAUGAAGGUACUAACACAAAACUCCAUGACACCUCAACUUCUCUCGACGUUUCCUCGUUCUUCACAGUGAGAUACACAGUGUUGCUGCAUCAAAUAGGGAGAAUAGUAUGUCAGUGGUUUGUAGAGGGAAGUACAUGUAUGCUUGUGCAGUGGCUUUUAUACUCUCUGUAUCUCAGAUAUGAUGUCGCUGAUCGGGUUUUGAGGAAAAAAAAUAGACGUUUUGAAAAUUUCGACAGUUCAUACUGAAAUAUGUUUACAGGUACUAUGCAUACAAAUGUUCUUAAUUGCACAAAAUCUUACCACUUUGGCAUUCUUUCCUUGUUCUCCCAAAAAUGAUGCCGUCCAAAAUCAGGAUUGGCCACUUCAGUUCUGCACUCUGCCAUUAACGAAAUUCAGUAUCUGAAUUUCUGACGUCAACAAAAAACUCUAUUCUGUAGUGUACACAUAUGUACAUAAAAUGAUUUGGAAUGUGCAAUUAUUUUGUACAAUUAGAAGGUUGAAGGUUUUCGCUUCCUUUUUUUGACAUUUGAAGUGUGUCUGAAGUCUGUAUUACUCUGGGUGUCUCAAGUAUUUUUGUUAGCAUUUGGUGUGUUGUAAAAGUAGGCAUUUUAGAAAGAAAUUUUAUACGCAGGACUGUUGAGUGGAAAUCAAAAGAUGAAUUUAAGGUCAAAACAGCAAGAACGUUUAUUUAUCUAACUUCAGUGAAAUAAAUUCAAACUUGGAUUGAAAAAACAAAAACAUUCAAUAUUUAUAAUUGAAGCUGGAUUUUUAUAGUAAUAUACAUGUACCACACAGUGAAGAAAAACCAAAAUUAUUUAGAAGCUGUCAAACUUUAUGUAAUAAAGAUUUCAUCUUCACAAUUCUUGGGUUAAACCAGUCUUUGAUAAAUAUACAGCUUCUUUGGCAUAUUCAUAUAUAUAUAAUUUAUUUAAAGCUCAAAGAGUUGCUUUGAAUGCCGUAUUUAUCAAUGUACAUAGCUCUAACUCAAGAUGUGAAUCAGGGGUGCACAUGUACAUGUAUAUAAGCCAAAGACCCGCUACAGGUGUCUCCAUGUCUACAAUGACAUAAAACAUCAAUUUCAAUCCAAAAAUAAAAUUCUAAAGUAAAAACA
Molecule: messenger RNA, 1777 nt
Organism: Acanthaster planci (crown-of-thorns starfish)
Lineage: Eukaryota; Metazoa; Echinodermata; Asteroidea; Valvatida; Acanthasteridae
Product: spermatogenesis-associated protein 24-like
Cellular component (GO): nucleus; cytoplasm
Molecular function (GO): DNA binding
Source: RefSeq, a predicted model, not a curated record